AUGGAUCCCGCAAAGCCCGUCGAUCUGCCCGAGAGGCCCAAGGAGGCUGCCGCGCCCGCUGCGCCCGCCGACCCCAACAAGAAGUCCAAGAGCCAGGAAAAGAAAGAAGCUGCCGCUGCCAGAAAGGCGGCCCUCAAGCUCGCCAAACAGAAUGAGCCGCCCAAGAAGAAGGCCGAAAAGACAGCGCCCCAGGCCAAGGAAGCUCCUGCUCCCCGGGACCCCAACGCCAUGUUCAAGGUCGGUUUCUUGUCCGACGUGUACCAGGAAAAGCCCCUCUCCGAGACCGUCCCCAAGAUCCGCACGCGAUUCCCUCCCGAGCCCAACGGAUUCCUCCACAUUGGACACAGCAAGGCCAUUGCCAUCAACUUUGGAUUCGCCAAGCACCACGGUGGUGAGUGUAUCCUGCGCUUCGACGACACCAACCCAGAGGGUGAGGAGGAGCGAUUCUACAACGCCAUCCGCGAGAUUGUGACAUGGCUCGGUUUCACCCCCGUGCGUGAGACCUGCGCCAGUGACAACUUCGACCGUCUCUACGAACUCGCAGAGGAUCUCAUCCAGCGCGAUGGCGCAUACAUCUGCCACUGCACCAAGGCCGAAAUCAAGGCCCAGCGUGGUGAGAUGGAAGGUGGCCAGCGCGGCGGAGAACGUUUCGCAUGCGCCCACCGCACUCGGCCCACCGAGGAGUCCCUGGCUGAAUUCCGAGCUAUGCGCGACGGCAAAUACAAGGCCGGCGAGGCGGCUCUCCGCAUGAAGCAGGAUAUCACAGAUCCCAACCCCCAGAUGUGGGAUCUGUUCGCCUGGCGCAUCAUGGACAGCGAGGACAAGCAGCACCACCGCACCGGUGGCAAGUGGAAGAUCUACCCUACCUACGACUUCGCGCACUGUCUGUGCGAUAGUAUCGAGGAGAUCUCCCACUCCCUGUGCACGACUGAGUUCGAGCUGUCCCGUGUCUCCUACGACUGGCUUUGCAACAAGCUUGAGGUCUACCGUCCCAACCAGCGCGAGUACGGCCGUCUCAACAUCACCGGAACCGUCCUAUCCAAGCGCAAGAUCAUCCAGCUGGUCAAGGAAGGCCACGUCCGUGACUGGGACGACCCUCGCCUGUACACUCUCAUCGCCCUCCGCCGUCGUGGUAGCGUUUCAAACGUCCAGGUCGGCAAGUUCGAGUCUAUCGUCCGCCAGUACCUCGAAACCACUGUGCCCCGUCUCAUGGUCGUUCUCGAGCCUCUGAAGGUCAUCAUCGACGACCUUCCUGACGACCACCUCGAGCUCCUCGACUGUCCCUUCUCCAAGGACCCUGCCUUCGGCACCCACAACAUCCCCUUCACAAAGACCGUCUACAUCGAGCGUUCUGAUUUCCGCGCCGUCGACUCGCCCGACUACUUCCGACUUGCCCCGGGUAAGACAGUCGGUCUCCUCAAGGCCCCCUACCCCAUCACCGCUACAUCCUUCGAGACCGACGCUUCCGGCGAGGUGACCUGCGUCCACGCCAAGUACGAGAAGCCCGUCGAAGGCGAGGCCGCCAAGAAGCCCAAGUCUUUCAUCCACUGGGUUGGCGAGUCUGCCGAGCACAAGAGUCCCGUGCGUGCUGAGAUUCGUGCUUUCAACUCGCUCUUCAAAUCUGAGGACCCCUCCGCUCACCCGGCUGGAUUCCUUGCUGACAUCAACCCUGACUCCGAGGAGAUUUACAAGGAUGCUAUGGUCGAGACUGGAUUCCGGGAUAUCGCUGCUUCUGGGCCUUGGCCUAAGGAGGAGGGUGCUGUUGAGGAGGGCGGCAAGGAGGCUAACAAGCACUCUAUCCGUUUCCAGGGUAUGCGUGUUGCGUACUUUGCCGUUGAUCGCGAGUCGACUGAUGAGAAGCUUGUGCUCAAUCGUAUUGUUACGCUUAAGGAGGAGAAGGGUAAGAACUGA
This is a messenger RNA of Penicillium brevicompactum, 1911 nucleotides long. Its product is annotated as glutamine--tRNA ligase. Gene Ontology annotation, molecular function: ATP binding; glutamine-tRNA ligase activity. Lineage: Eukaryota; Fungi; Ascomycota; Eurotiomycetes; Eurotiales; Aspergillaceae. The record is from RefSeq and is a predicted model, not a curated record. Bases 1 to 1911 code for a protein of 636 amino acids. Gene Ontology annotation, cellular component: cytosol; cytoplasm. The transcript is spliced from 2 exons. Gene Ontology annotation, biological process: translation; glutaminyl-tRNA aminoacylation.